This is a messenger RNA of Bombus impatiens (common eastern bumble bee), 6312 nucleotides long. It is a transcript of the gene Sol1, whose product is annotated as suppressor of lurcher protein 1. The record is from RefSeq and is a predicted model, not a curated record. Gene Ontology annotation, cellular component: plasma membrane. NCBI's taxonomy places the organism in Eukaryota, Metazoa, Arthropoda, Insecta, Hymenoptera, Apidae. The transcript has 12 exons. Bases 770 to 2689 code for a protein of 639 amino acids.
UUCUCUAGUGUCGCGUCAACUGCCGCUGGAGAGUCGUGUGCGUUACACCCUGUUAUCUCUAACCACCCCGUUUCGCGUGGCUCCGUCACGUUUUGUUGUCCGAAAACAAGUCACGUUCGCGGAAACGUCCGAUCUCAUCGCGAGUUUUGUGUCGUUGCCGUCGCUUCGCGUAGAUACGAAGUGUAAAUCCCAGCGAUCGUGCGAUCAUUUUGCGGAUGUCUUAUCGCUUGUCGAUGGUUCCCGCGAUCAUGCCGCGAACAUGACAGGGCAACGUGUCGUACGAAUCGUUACAACUGUCACGACGAUCCUUUUCUACGUUUGACUGUUGUUCGUCCUAAACGAGUCGAUGUAGUAAAGAAUAAAAUAGUGUCCGUUUGUGUCCAUGGCGAGUGUAUCUCUGUUCGUUCUUUGCUGUAAUUUUCCUACUUUCUACGAGCAUAGAAGGCAAUUGAAACGUGGCGAUUGAGCGAGUGCGUAGAGGUCUAUUCGGUCGAAUGUAUUCGAGCGAGCGUUUGAAUCCCUGUUUCGAUCGUGUUCAAGAUUUACAGUCUCACUGCCGGUUUGUUGCCGAUUUGUCGUAGAGUGCCUAGUCAGUGUACUCGAAGGAAUUCUGAUGAACGGUGUGUGAAGGGAGCAAUUCGGGAAAGUGCGUUUAGUAUGAAUUGGUGCAAAGUGCAGGCUGUCGUGUAUUCAGCGGAGACGUCGCCCGGCUGUGAAGGAAUGCUUGUAUCGGGCGCCGAAGCAUGAGGGACGUCGCAUCUUUAACGUAAUGAUGCAGAGAGCGGUGCUACUGCUCUGUUGGCUGCCGCUCCUCAACCACUGCCACGCCGUAAAUCCAGGUUGCUCUUGCGUCGUCUACAGCAGCUCGGACAAACCUCAAGGUGGCACGUUCACAUCCCCUUAUUAUCCCAAACGAUAUCCGUCAAAUAUCGAUUGCCUGCUUUACACGUUUAUCGGUCAACCCGACGAAAUUGUCAAGCUGACGUUUCAUCAUUUCAAUAUCCGUCGUAUUCGAUCCGACUGCGUGGGUGGUGACUUUCUAAAGGUGUUUCUACAUUUAGAGACCAACGGUGUUUCCGAAUACACCCCCUGGACUGGUGUACUCUGCGGCGAUCUACAUGACAUCCCGCAGGUUUUAUACAGUUCAAGAUCUACGCUUAUUUUAGAGCUUCACACACAGGGACCUCCAUCUAAUGCGACCGGCUUUUUUGGGAAUUUCCAAUUCAUCAACAGACGACUGUUCGAGACGGACGGCGUGUUGAUUCCUGGUACAAUGUGCGACCUCGAGUUUGUCAGUUCACAGUCAAAACGGCAAUACGGACGCUUCUACUCGCCACGGUACCCGUCCUCCUACCCAAAGAACAUCCGGUGCUCGUACCUCUUCCGAGCAAGAUUAAAGGAGAGGAUACGUUUAUUUUUCGAAGAAAUUUCUUUACAAAAAGGAGAUUUGAGUUGCCUGAAUAGAGCGGAUUUAAUCAGGGUGCACGACGGUACGGAUUCAGGGGCGCCCACAAUAGCUGUGCUCUGCAACCAAGGAACGGAAGUGGAAGUACUCAGCACCGGGUCAGACCUGUACGUCGAGUUCGUCGCUAAUUCCGAGUGGCCGGGCCAGGGUUUCAAGGCGAUGUUCCAAUUCCAGCCAUUGGACGAUGCGCCGCAUCCUGAGCCGGACAAGGUCGUCCCAGGGGCCGUUACCGGUAACCCCAAGCACUCGGUCAUCGGACCGGCUGUCAGCGCUACCACGUCACUGUGCGAUAUCGUUUUCAACAGUGACUCGACGAAAACAGGGAUAGUCAUGUCACCAGGAUAUCCGAAACCUUAUCCACCAAGGACGCACUGUACAUACGACUUCCAGGGACGGGGAAAGGAACGAGUCCAAGUGGUGUUCCAGGAUUUGAACUUGUAUCAUUCGCCGGUUGUAUCGGACACAGCGAACGAAUGCGAGGGCGUAGAUUCAUUAGUGGCGUACGUGCAUAUAGACAGGAAGAAGGAGAAGAUAGAUUCGUUUUGCAGUGGAAAGGCGGCACGGCCUAUCAUGAGUAACGGACCACGGCUUUCCUUGGAAUUUAACGGCAUCACAUCAUCUCGCCAAUCACGAGGUUUCAAAGCUGUGUAUUCCUUCAUAGAAAACUUCGGCGUAACGACAGGCCGACAGGAGGCGCAAUACCCCUGUGCAUUUGUUUACAACAGCAACGAGACACGGAACGGUACGUUCGCCUCGCCGAAUUACCCGGGCUUGUACCCACGCGACACGGAAUGUCAUUAUUUCUUCAAUGGCCAGCUAAACGAGCGGGUGCAUCUUCACUUCCACUUCUUCGACGUGGAGGGCGUGUCGCCGUGGAAUGGCGCUGGUGAUGCUGUUCGCGAGCCUGCUUCUCUUUGGCCGAGUUUCGCUUUAAUCACGAUCAGUAAGUUGGACGGGUCUUUGGCUCAAUUUACAACGAACUAUAACUUCGAAGACAGGAGCCAUCCAAAAUCCUCCAUUAUUCGUCGUACGAAGGAAAGUGGGUACACCGUUUGCAUCAGUGAAAUUGCCAAAGGGAUACCAAAGUCGAUCUCCCUCAAGAUACAUACAUACAGGACAUUAACCACUCGUUUAUUAAAUCUACGUCGCCGCACUAAUUCGCCACCGUUCAUUCUCCAUCGUUUUACUACGUGUAACUAUCACGGAAAAGAGUAUCGGCAAUAAGAGGAGAUCCGAACCUACCGAAGGAAGAUUCGCCAUGCGAAAUAACUAUGAAGUUUUAGAAGAGUGUACAAUGGUGCGUUGAUCAGAGAUACCGCGGUUUUCGUCUUAAUCCUCGAGUAAAUUUCCGAGCUUGGACUGAUCGGAAAAUUGAGUUUUUUCUUUGUUUUUGUUCGCGUGUUCUUAACCGAACGAUCUCUCAAUUUUCUAAAUUUCGAUUACCGUGGAAUUAAAAGUUGACAAAGAGUAUUCGAUAUCGAAUUUCAGUUAGACGGAUUCCAGUCCUUAGAAAAGUCUAAAUACGAUUUAUUUUUAACAAAUCGAUACGAUGGAUGGAAAUAUGAGAGAUUCGCAAAUAAAAAUAUUAUCGCGCUUGAUUAGUUGGAAAUGCGAGUAACGAGUUUCCCGGCCAAUCGAGCUUCACGAGCAACGUGAUUUUUUAUUAAAAAAUCAAAUUUAUCGCAUUAUUUCGAAUAUAGAUUUAAACGAUGAAAUAUAAUUCUUGAGAGACUCGCUGGAUCUCUCGCAACGAUCAGUUACUUUGCAUCUCUUAACAAAUUUAUAAAGUAAGAGGCUCGUGUAUCGCUUAACAACACGCCGCGUGCACUUGCUAAAAACUUCAUAACGUUUUAUCUUUACAAACUCGAGAACGUUCCCUGUUAGUAUAGAUACUUAACGAACGCGUACGAAGAGAGGAUAUUACGAGAGUUGUAUAAGUAACGACACGAGUCUAUAAUUUGUUGUAGAAUGACGUAUCCAAAGUGCUGAAUUGUUAAUGUUUUUCUCCUCGUACGGAAACGAAUUUAUUAAAUCGCUAUGAACUAUCUACCCGAAGAAUUUAUUUGAAAGUCAUACGUAUAGUGAACAGAGAAACACGAAAUAUUCGCCUUCCUAAGUACACUACGAAUGUAUUUAUUAUUACAUCCUCUAUAUGACUGUGAUGUUUCCAUUCCUUCUUAGUUCAUUAGAAAAACGAAUACAAGUCUGAAUAUAACGCGAAUAAAUCAUAGAGGGGUUCGUAACGUGAACAAUAGUUGAUCGAACGGUUACGAACCGCCGCUCAAAUUAAGCGAAGAACAAACGGAUUUACGAUUUGCUAUCGGAGCUUCGAUAUCUUCAAAGAAUCAAUUUAAACAAGCGGAGAAAGUACCGGCGCGAUACGAAUUUCGCUGGCGAGCGAAAUUAGCCGGUUUUAAUAAUGUAUGCACGUGUUCGAGUAUUGAAAUGUGUAAUCGUACGGAUGACUAUCAAAUCGAGAAGUAUAGUCAGACAGUAGAGGGAAGAGCAAUACCUAACUUUAAUAAUCGAUCGGGACAAUUACGACUACGCUGGUUAUUGCUGAAAAAGUUUGAAAUAAUUUUCUGAACACGGUUCGAAUACUAUAGGAAGGUGAUUCUAUCUGUUAUGAAGUAUAUAUGUAAAUUAGGCUCAUCUUGGCAAAUUAUUGAAACCAAAAGCUGAGUUGCUGAGAAGGAAUAUUUCGUUCUUAAGGAAGAAUCAUUUUAUUACGCUCUAGUUAUAUGAAUAUAUGAAUAACAAUCUGUGUAAUCUAACAGCAAGUGAUACACAAUUUUUAAUAUAUUUUGUGAUAUAUUUGCAUGAAUAAUUGGGAUAUUUUUAACAAACAAAGUAAUCGAGUUUUUCGUCGCUUGACCUAUUGAUUCUCAAUUCUGUCGCUGAUAAGCUACGUUCAAAACAACAAUGAACGACACUUAAACAAUAGUUAGAUUCUGUUUCGAACCGAAGCAAGAGCGAAUAGUUCAGGAAAUGUGCAAACAGUCGCGGUUUAAUGAAAAGACAACAGAGUAAGAAGUUGCAGCUCGGAGGCUGUUAAGAUAAAACACGAUACAUAAAACUUUCAUGCUCAAACUUCAUCCACUUCAGGUAUAAUCAAUAAAGACAAAUGUUCAACGACCAAUGCGAGAAAGAGGGAUGAAGGAGAGACAAUGGAGAAAUGCAUCGGCACAUCGCCAUGCCGAGGCAGAAAGUCAUUAUCGUCCAAGUUAACGAUAGUUUCGCGGUACUUCGCACAAAGGUCCGCCACUUUCCUGGAAAAUUAUUUCAAACUAUAAACCGGCCAAACUGUAAACCGAAAAUCAAGCUCGCUUCCUCGAGCUUCUCGCGUUUAAGCAUAGCCAGCAACAGAAGUGUAAUGUGGUUUUAUACAAUCAUUGUGACCGUCAAUCUCGAAGAUACGUCGAUCAAAUAUAAUAUCGUGUAACGAACAACAAAAGCAAAUAAACUAUAACGAGCGAACAAGGAGAAUACAAAGAUCAUCGUUGAUGUUCAAAAAUGUUAAAGCGCCAAGGAUACAUCGAAGGAAGAUAAAAUCGUUAAACUCUGGCGAGUUCGACAUUGCAUCGAUGUAUCCAAUGAUACAUAAGGAUAGGUAGCAAUACUGUCAUUGUGUAUGUUAGACUACUGUGGAUAUUUUUUAAUAGGUUUAUAAUGCGUUGACUACUUCUCCCGAGUUUCUAGUUGAUUUAUAAAGAAAGAAAGAGGUAAAAGAGAGGAGUAUGACUGUGGAUUACGAUUUGAACGUCUCUGUGCGCAUGAGAAAGUAAAAAAUGGACUGUACAAUGUAUAUGAGCAGUUAUCACUUACGUUUAUUGUUAUUUAUAUGUUGUCUAUGAAGAGAUGAAUACGGCAGAAACACUAUUAGGAAGUUGUACACCCGAAUUGGCACUAUGAAAUGCUUCUAUGUAACUACCACGUUGUAAAUAUUGUUAUAUUUAAUCCGUUCGAGUUGCUGUCAACAACAGUAUAUUGUCAAGCUGUUUCAUUCCGUACCGAUAAAGCUCGGUACGUGGCGGAAUUAAACGAGAACGAUAUAUGUCGUAGCAUUGGUGGUUCGAACCUGAGGUCUACUAAUUUUGCUGUUCCGUUUCAUGCACUCAAUCUCACGUCUACAUUGAUUUAGACAGCGAUAAACAGGCGAAUUCGUUCGUUUCGCGUUGCAGCUAAAGCCUUAAUUAAAACGACACUUAUCGAUUCUAUUAGGAGCUACGUAUUAAACGCAGAGAAUUUGAUAUACGUACGCGCUUCUAAACGUAGGCGAGAUUAUACUUUUGCGUCGUUCUAUAAAGUUAAUUUGCCACAAUAAAAAGAAAAAGAAAAAAAGAAAAUGCCUAGUUGAGUUUGCGAAGAUUAGUGCACUUGUAUGCAGUUAAAGGAGGAUCUAUGUGUACAAGAACGACUUAACUAGUUGAAUAGUUAUUAAAAUUUCAAUCUCUUGCGAUUUACGACUCAACGAGCGCUCCGUAAUUAGGCAGGAAGUUCAGGGGCGGCCUAGCAGCAAGUUCCUGAGUCCAAAGAAACAAAAGAGAAAUAAAAAAAUAAACUUUUAUCCUUACACACCGCAUAUUACUGGGACCUGUAAGUUAUCAAAGUUGCGCCUGGGGCGCUCCAAAACUUUGUCCUGCGGUUAAAACUGUUCAAAAGCAUCGUAGUCAUGCUCCGGACAAAGCGCGAUCAUUGAUCGGAGCAUCGACUAUGGUAUCCGCUAGUGGCGGAUGUAUUUUCUUAUUCUGUUUUGAGGCUCUUGCCGGAACAUCUCACGCAUAAGUUACUAAACUGUAAUGCAAUCAUCGUUACUGUCCUAAUAAACCUUAACAUAUGACUCUGUA